AUGGCGCUGGGCCUGGUGUGUUCCCUCAGGCCGAGGCCUUGUGGGGCCGCCCGCCUGAGGACGGUCCUUACCGGGCUUUGGAGAGGCCUCAGUUUCCGGCUGGACGAGAAGACCGCCCACAGCAGCCUGGACCUCUUCAAGGGGGAGACGGGUGUGAAGUACCGGGCAGUGGGACUGGAGCCCACCAAGGUGACCCCCAACAUGGAGCGCUUCCGGGAGUGGGCGGUGGUCCUGGGUGACACGGCCGUCACCAGCGGCCGCCACUACUGGGAGGUGACCGUGCGGCGGUCCCGGCGUUUCCGCAUCGGCGUGGCCGACGUGGACGUGUCCCGCGACGGCUGCAUCGGCGUGGAUGAGCGCUCGUGGGUCUUCGCCUUCGCCCAGCGCGGCUGGCACGCCAUGCAGGCCAAGGAGAGCACCCCCCUCGUGGGCAUCGGGCAGCCGGAGCGAGUGGGGCUGCUCCUGGACUUUGAGGCCGGGCAGCUGGGCCUCGUGGACGUGGGGCGAGGCACCACGGUGCACACCCUGCACGCGGACUUCCGGGGCCCCGUGGUGCCCGCCUUCGCCCUCUGGGACGGGGAGCUCCUCACCCACUCGGGGCUCAAGGUGCCCGCGGGCCUCUAGCCAGGUGGGGGGGCCAACCCUGUCCUGGGCUCCCACCCCGGGGCAUCCUCAGGUCACAAACCCGGUUACCCCUUCCGACUGCCCCGGCGCUUGCCCCCACAUACGGGCAGCAGUGCAACAUACCGUCACCCCCUUCCCUGGCCCCCCGGGGCUAGAUCAGCGGGUUCUCCCGGCUGGGUAUUCCAUCCCGGCCCGCUUAGUACCGCCCGGGCUCGGCCUUCGCUCGGCUUUAAGCCCCCCAACACUACGGCUACGCCCUAGGCUCCGGCCACCCACCCCGACUACCUCUGGCCGGCGGAGAGGACUCCACCCUUUCUCGUCGCUGCCUUUCUGGGGUGAACAAGGCCCCAACCUUGUCUCAGUGCAGCGUCGAUGCUGUACCCCCAAAGACCUCAUCCUCGGCCCAGCUGCCUCCGGGGGCCUGCCUUAACAGCACUGCGGACUUUCUUCCCCCUCCCCUGUCCUGCCUUAACAUGCAGCCUGGCCCAGCUAGAGGGGGAGAGACAACGUACAGCGCGGGCUGGGAAUCCCUCGCUUCCCACCCCGCCACUGGGAUUUCUGGAAUUGCAGGGCGGGAGUGCUGAGGGGCUUCCUCCCCCAACUCCAACUCUGUAGCAACCAAUCAAAGACCUUGAGCAUCACCACUACAAGUAGCUCGUGGGAUUGUGUUUUCUCUGCGUGUGUGCGUGCGUGUGCGCUAGUCUGGUCACACGGAGCCCAGACCAUUUUUACCUCGGCUGCUGCAAAGCACGGAUUUAUGUAAUUAAAGUUUAUUUGCACACAAAA
Molecule: messenger RNA, 1410 nt
Organism: Tachyglossus aculeatus (Australian echidna)
Lineage: Eukaryota; Metazoa; Chordata; Mammalia; Monotremata; Tachyglossidae
Gene: SPRYD4
Product: SPRY domain containing 4
Exons: 2
Coding region: 1-624 (207 amino acids)
Molecular function (GO): protein binding
Source: RefSeq, a predicted model, not a curated record